Molecule: messenger RNA, 682 nt
Organism: Amaranthus tricolor (Joseph's coat)
Lineage: Eukaryota; Viridiplantae; Streptophyta; Magnoliopsida; Caryophyllales; Amaranthaceae
Product: transcription elongation factor 1 homolog
Exons: 5
Coding region: 185-451 (88 amino acids)
Biological process (GO): transcription elongation by RNA polymerase II
Cellular component (GO): transcription elongation factor complex
Molecular function (GO): RNA polymerase II complex binding
Source: RefSeq, a predicted model, not a curated record
AACAAGUAUUAUGUCGGCCUGUGUAAUAAAUAACAAUGCCGUAAAUCCGAAUUAGAGCAAUCAUAGAAUAAGAAUUACUCGCAUCAAGAAUAGAAAGAAUAAAGAGCCACGCAUUUUGUAGAAACCCUAACGCGAAUCUCUAGGUUCUCAACCGCCAUAAACGACGUGUUGGUAGCUACACAAUAUGGGCAAGAGAAAGUCAAGAGCUAAGCCGGCACCAAAGAAGAGAAUGGACAAACUUGAUACUGUUUUUAGCUGUCCGUUCUGCAAUCAUGGGACCAGUGUGGAAUGCCGCAUUGACAUGAAAAACUUGAUUGGUGAAGCUGAAUGUAGGAUAUGCCGAGAGAACUUCAGUAUGACAGUAACAGCUUUGACCGAACCAAUUGACAUAUAUAGCGAGUGGAUUGAUGAAUGUGAGAGAGUCAAUACCCUGGAAGAUGAUGCUGCGUAAUGUUGGGCAAAAUGAUAGUUGCUCCUCCCAAUGGCAGCAUUCUUCACUUAUAUUCUAUGCUUUUUUUUUAAAUAUAUAUAAAUGCUUUCCCUUGCCGAAUCAUGUAUGGAUAUAAAAUAAGGUCAGUAGACCUUUGUGCAGCAACUGGUUUGUAAUUUUAGUUUAUAUCAUCUAUGUAGUUUCUUUCUUGAAUCUAAUGGUUAGUAGCUAGUACCACAAUUGAUCAGCUCA